AUGCGGACGUUGGUGGACUACGCGGAGUCGGCGCCGGAUUUGGACCGCUUCGCGCGCCUGCUCGACUGCAUCGGCGCGCGCGCCUACGCCGCCAAGGUGCGGAGCCGCAUCGACACGCUCCAGCAGCGCGACCGGGACCGCCACCUCUGGUCCCACGAGGCCGCGGACUACGGCGCCGCGCUCUGCGUCUCCGACGGCGGCGCGGACGUCGGCGAGCGCGUCCGGCGCAUCGAGGCGGACCUCGCGAGCUUGGAGGGCAUGGAGAUCCCGGCGAAAAGAGCGCGGCUGGACUGCCUCCACGACCUCGCGCUGCUCCACCGGGCCGCGCGGCGCUUCGACGACGCGCGGGCCUAUUUUUCCAAGGCGCUGGACGCCGCGGACGCGUGCGGCGGGCCCGCGCGCGGCGUCGUCCGCACGGACUGGGCGGGCCUGCUCCAGGACCGCGGCGACGACGACGGCGCGCUGGAGGCGUACCGCGCCGCGCUGGACGUCUAUGUGGAAACCUUCGGCGCCGGGGACAAGCUCUGCGCGACGCCGCUGGCGAACCUCGCGCGCGCGUUGGCGAACGUCGGCGACUACGUCGCCGCCGGGGCAGCACAAGAGAGCGAAAUUCCCAACUUCAAAGGCUCCGAUCUCGGCCAUUUUCCACUCGUCGCCGCGGUGGACCGCUACGCCGCGUGCCUCGUGAUCCGCGAGCGCGUCUUCGGGCCGGACCACGGGUCGGCCCUCGCGGCCCUCGCCGCUUUGGGCCGCGCGCGGCGCCUCGCGGGCGACGCCGCCGGCGCCGAGGACUGCGCGCGGCGCGGCGUCGCGCUGCGGAACGCCGGCGGCCCGUCGCCGGACGCGACGCUGGGCUUCCUGCGCCUCGCGCGCCUCCUCGAGGCCAAGGGCGAGGCCGCCGAGGCGCUGGUCUACUUCGAGCGGGCCCUCGCGGCGUUCGAGGCCGUGCUCGGCGCGGACCACGAGGACGUCGGCAGCGUAUUGAACGACGCCGCGCGGUGCCGCCGCGACGCGCGCGACUACGGCGCGGCGACGAAGCUGCUGGAGCGGCGCGCGGCGGCCGCGGACCGCGACCGGCCCGGCGACGUCGACGGCGCCGCGCCGUUGAACAACCUCGCGCUCGCGCUGGAGCUCGCGGGCGACGCGGCCGGCGCCGAGGCGGCGCUGCGGCGCGCGCUCGCCCGCUGCGAGGCGCCGCUCGGGCCGCGGCACCCGCGCGUGCGCACGCUCUUCGCGAACCUGGCGCACGUGCUGCUCUCGUCGGACGCGCCGGGCGUCGAGGACGCGCUCAACGAUUUAGGCGAGACGCUGCGGGCCGCGGGGCUCUACGAGGCCGCGGAGCCGGUCUACCGGCGGUCCGUCGCGGUCUGCGAGAAGCGGCGCGGCCGCGACUCGCUCGAGGUGACGCCGAAGCUCAACAAUCUGGCGCUGCUCCUGCAGCACAUGGGCCGCCACGGCGACGAGGCCGAGGCGCUGUCGGCGCCGGCGCUCGCGCGGUGCCUGACGAUCCACGAGCGCGUCUUCGGGCCGGACCACAUCGACGUCGCCGCGCCGCUGAACAACCUGGCGAUUUUGCUGCAGGCGCGCGGCCGGGCAGGAAAAGAGAGCGAAAUUCCCAAUUUCAAAGGCUCCUAUCUCGGCCGUUUUCCACUCGCGCGCGGCCGCCACUCGGACGCGGAGCCGAAGAUCCGGCGGUCGCUGGCUGUGUCGCUGGCGCUGGUGGAGGCGCGCUUCGGCGCGGACCACGGCCACGCGGCGACGCUCCGGGGCAACCUCGCGGCGCUCGUCGAGGACCGGCGCGCGGCGGACGCCGCGCGCGCGGACCGCGACACGUCCGACGACGACUCCGACGGCUCCGGCGGCGGCUCCGACGGCGGCGCCGCCGCGGAGGCCGCGAGCCGCGCCGCGCCGACGCCGCCGAACAGCCCGAGCGACGCGGCCGAGGAGGUCGCGAGCUGCGCCGCGCCGACGCCGCCGAACAGCCCGAGCGACACCGAGGCCGCGGCGGCGCGGCACCCGGAGCCCCCGGAGCCCGCGAGCCCCGCGCGGCGGCAGAACCCGGUCUGGGGCUCGCGGCCGCGGCCGUCCAUCGACACGCAGGCCGUCGUCCUCGAGUCGCGGCUCCGCGAGAAGACGCUGCUGGCCGCCGAGCGGGAGCGGGACGCGCGCGACGCGAAGACGGCGGCGACGACGCUCGCCGCGGACGUCGCGCGGCUCGAGCGCGAGAAGGCGGAGCUCGAGAUCCGGUGCAAGGACGCGGAGCUGAGCCCCAAGGUCGUCAAGAUGCAGAAGCGGAACGAGCAGCUCGGCGCCCACGUCCGGGACCUCGCCGAGGCGCUCGAGGCGUCGACGCGCGAGCGCGAGGACCUCGCCGCGCGCGUCGACGGGGCCGCGGCGGCCGCCGCGGCGGCGGCGGCGUCGGCGGCGUCGACGCCGGCGGCCGAGGCGCCGUCCGACGCGGGCGCGGCCGUCGCGGCGUGGGCCGAGGCCGAGCUCGGGUGCGCGCCGGACGACGCGCGGCGGCUCGGCCGCCGCUGCGCGGAGGCCUUCGGCGCGACGCGGGGCGACGAUCUGCUGGACGGCGACGUCUUCGGCGACCUCCGCGAGCUCGAGGCCCACGGCUUGAAGGCCGUGCCCGCGAAGCGCCUCGCGGCGAAGCGCGCGGCGCGCCGCGACGCCGACGCCGCGGCGGGCGACAUCGCGUCCUGGCUCGCGCGGGAGCUCGGCGUGCGCGCGGGCGACGCGGCGACGCUCGGUGCCUUCCUCGCGCGCGCGGGCGCGACGUCCGGCGCGGAGCUGCUCGACGCGGACCUCUUCGACGACCUCGAAGCGCUCGAGGCGCACGGCCUGCGGCCCGUGCCCCGGAAGAAGCUCCUGCGGAAGCGCAGAACGGCGGCGAACCGCGCGUCCUUCGCCGAGGACCUCGCGCGCGCCGCGGACCGCUGCGACCGCGCCGAGGCCCACGCGGCGCGCCUCGACCGGGACCGCGCGGCGCUCCGGGACCGCGUCGCCGCGCGCGAGGCCGCCGUGCCCGCCGCGUGGCACCGGGCCCUCGCCGAGCACCGCCCGCGCGCGCGGAGCCAGGUCGACGUCGACGGCGACCGCGAGGGCUUCGACGCGUCCGCGGGCGCCGCGGACUACGACGCGUUCGCCAACGACACGCCCGUGCGCACCUACGACCUCUCGAACGCGCGCGGCGGCGACGACGACGGGCCCAUGUCCGACGCCGAGGAGGCGUCCUACCAGGACGCGCUCCUCGGCAUCUGCAUGGACCUGCCCAUGCUGCGCGGCCGCAAGGCGUCCUAA
Messenger RNA from Aureococcus anophagefferens, 3306 nucleotides. RefSeq lists its product as hypothetical. Bases 1 to 3306 code for a protein of 1101 amino acids. The record is from RefSeq and is a predicted model, not a curated record. The transcript has 7 exons. Lineage: Eukaryota; Pelagophyceae; Pelagomonadales; Pelagomonadaceae. Gene Ontology annotation, molecular function: protein binding.